GUACGAAGUUCGCUGGGUCAGCUAUAUUACUAUAAUUUCACAAUGUACCGAGGUGAAAUAAAUUCUGGCGAAGCUUAAGUUUCUCUUUCGCUCUGACAAUAUGAUGAAAUGUAAAUAGAUGUAUUAUGAAUUCGGUACAGUGUUAUAAAAGGCUUCCUUGUUUGGUUAGGUCUGGUUACGCCUGGUUAGGCCGAGUGUGUAGUUUUGUACCCUUCCUCAUAUAUUACAAACACACAUCUCUAUUAUAAAAUAAAUCUGUUCCAAAGUUCAUUGUUUGCUAUGCGGUAACCCUUAAUUUGAUAACUUCCCUUGUUCUCCGUAAAACAAUAACGAAGUAGCCUGUUUCAUUUUAUUCUCUAUACGUUUCUUUGUUUGAAUUGAAUGAGGAACAGUAUUAUUUUUCGAUUAAAGAUUGGACGAAUGAUGGACCCAUGGAUUGGGUUCAUGGCCCGUCUUCUUAUUUCAAGGCCUGUGCCACAGCAGUGGGGCAGGAACAUCAUUAUCUGAGGAAGAUUAUAAAAACAUCACAAUAUUAUAUGUAUAAUUUGUUACAAUGAAAAAUAUAAAUAAUAAAUGAAAAGAUGUGCACAGGAAAAUCAAGCGUCAUAGACUGUAUUUUACUUCAUCAGAAGCAUUCGAUAAAGUUUCAGAAACAUGUGGCUUAUGAAACCAGUGAUAAUUUGUUGCGUCUUACUUAUCUUCACAAAUCAAUAUGCCUGGAAACCUUGAAAGUUCAUUUUAUAGUCCGACAUCAACAAUUACCUUUGGCGUACCGCAAGGUUCCCAUUUGGGACACUCAUUGUUUAUAAAUGUGACCUAGGAACUUAGAACUUAGUUUUGAAUCAAACAAACCUUUCAAUGUUGAAAAAAAUAUUCACACUACGUGUUUAGUAGAAUAUUAAUUUUCUUUUAAGUAAAUACUGUGUUAUUUUUACACGUGCUUGUGUCAAAGGUCAUGUAUGCGGCGGAGUGUGGAUGGUUGUAUCAGUUAUGAAGUGGGUGGCUUUGACGACGCUCAUCGCUACCGGGCUAGUCCAAAUACCCUCCCCCGUGGUGAGGGUCUCCAGCGGGCUGUUAAGGGGCCGCCUGGACCCUGGAGGUACCUUUUACCAGUAUCUGGGCGUGCCGUACGCUACCGUGGAUGAAACUAAUCGGUUCAAGGCUCCCUUGCCACCACCAACAUGGAACGGUGUAUUCGAAGCAAUCAAUGAUAACACUUGGUGCCCCCAAAUGCUGCUGGGUUCGGCAAUUCGAGUAGGAUUCGAUCCGAACUGUCUAAAGUUGAAUAUAUAUAGCCCCGUCACUUCUAAUUCAGAAAGUUUGCUCCCUGUGAUGAUCUACAUCCACGGAGGUAGCUUCAUAGAAGGUGCUGGUAACCGUUUUCUCUAUGCAGGAGACUAUUUCACACUUCAUGGUGUUAUAUUCGUUGGCAUCAACUACAGACUUAACGUUGAAGGAUUCCUGUGUUUAGGCAUAAAGGAAGCGCCUGGAAACACAGGUUUGAGAGACCAAAUAGCUGCUCUUAAGUGGAUAAAGAACAACAUAAAGCUAUUCGGAGGUGAUCCAGACAAUGUUACUGUGUUCGGUGAAAGUGCUGGUGCUUCUUCGGUGUCCUUCUUGAUGCUCAGUCCGGCAGCUAGAGGACUUUUCCACAAAGUUAUCAUGCAAAGCGGAUCCUCUGUAACACCCUGGUCUAUGCAAUAUGACCCCUUAGAAACAGCGAGCAAACUAGUCUAUCAAUUAGGAUAUCGUACCAAAGAUCCUUACGAAAUGUAUGAUAUAAUUUCAAAGAAAUCUCAUUUCGAGCUUGUUAAAGCGACAACGUCAUGUUCCGAAACCAAAUAUCUGAUAAUGCCUCAUAUUCUGUUUGGCCCCUGUGUUGAGAAUGAAAUAGAGGGUGUAGAACCAAUACUCACAGGAUAUCCUCUAGACAUAAUAAAUUCAGGGAAUUAUACUAAAGUGCCAAUGAUAGUCGGCAACAAUAAUAAAGAGGGAAUAUUUUUUGUCUCAUUAGACUACGGCAAAAAUGUUAAAGAAGUUGACGUUGUGGAGCACAUAAAAAAAGCUUUUACUUUCCCCAGUGAAAGGGAACGAAAUGUGACUGCCGAAAAAAUUCAAAAAUUUUACUUUUCGUCCGGGAAGGAAGAUUUGGUGAUGCGUUUGAUAGACUUGUAUUCAGAUAUGUAUUACAAGUUUCCUAUUAGAACGGAGACGGCCUUAUAUGCACGGACCACGGACCAGCCAAUAUAUUUUUAUAAUUUUAAGUACAGUGGGUAUAUGAAUAUAGCUAAGUUUAGUGCUAAUUUCGCUAGUGUGGUUGGUGCAAGUCAUGGCGACGAGCUGUUCUAUAUGAUGCGUAGUUACUUACUGCCUUUUCCUGAGCGAUGGCUGGAAAAUACCACCCGCAGGCGGAUGCUUACCAUGUGGACGAACUUCGCCAAAUUCAGUGAUCCAACUCCAGCGAUGUCAGAAUUGUUGCCAGUUAAAUGGCUCCCUAGCCGGGAAUGGAACCCCGCCGCACUCGUGAUCGACUCUACUUUUACCAUUGCACCACUGUGGGAUGAGCCAUCGAUGACCUUCUGGAACGACACUUACAACAAAUAUCGAAGAAAAUACAUCUAUUUAAAUAAAAACUAA
Molecule: messenger RNA, 2637 nt
Organism: Chilo suppressalis (striped riceborer)
Lineage: Eukaryota; Metazoa; Arthropoda; Insecta; Lepidoptera; Crambidae
Source: the annotation of a GenBank genome assembly